AUGGAAUCCUUCACCAAACAAUCAUUUCUUGCAAUGUUUUAUAUGUUGCUAAUGGCAACAUCAAGUUUAGGGCAACUUAAGCACAAAACUUUGGUUCGUGUGACCAAUGAAGUGGGUUCGGAUCUUACCGUGCAUUGCAAGUCAAAAGAUGACGAUUUAGGAAUGAAAAUACUUCAUCCUAAAGGAUCAUAUGAAUUUAGUUUUUGGCCUAAUUUUAUGCUAAGUACACUCUUCUUUUGUAGAAUGGGAUGGGGUCAACAAUCUCAUUAUAUUGAUAUUUACAUAGCUCAUAGAGAUAAUGAUAAAUGUGGAUAUAAUUGUUUUUGGGUUGUUAAACCUACUGGCCCUUGUAUGUUGUAUCCUAAGGACAAGCAAACUUGUUAUCCUUGGAAAUCUUAA
Molecule: messenger RNA, 399 nt
Organism: Mercurialis annua (annual mercury)
Lineage: Eukaryota; Viridiplantae; Streptophyta; Magnoliopsida; Malpighiales; Euphorbiaceae
Product: S-protein homolog 5-like
Exons: 1
Coding region: 1-399 (132 amino acids)
Source: RefSeq, a predicted model, not a curated record